GGAGGAGAGAUGAGAGGGUGAGGAGAGCCUCGGGUCCACACAUCACUGGAUGCGGCAGCGGCAUGUGGAUGACAGACACACAGGAGACGUGUGCGGGGACUUUAUGCUGACGUCCGGGCUCUCAUAGGAGCGCAUGACCCGCAGUGAUGGCCGGGGGACGCAGAGGACUAGUGGCCCCACAAAACACUUUUCUGGAAAAUAUUGUCCGACGGUCUAACGUUUGGACAUUAUCACAUAGACACACAGACACAAACUUUGUGUUGGGAAAUGCCCAGAUCGUAGACUGGCCCAUCGUUUACAGUAAUGAUGGAUUUUGUAAGCUGUCUGGCUAUCACCGUGCUGAGGUCAUGCAGAAAAGCAGCACUUGCAGCUUCAUGUAUGGAGAGCUCACAGAUAAGGACACAUGUGAAAAAGUUCGGCUGACUUUUGAGAACUAUGAAAUGAACUCAUUUGAGAUCUUGAUGUACAAGAAAAAUAGAACGCCGGUGUGGUUUUUUGUGAAAAUAGCGCCUAUACGAAAUGAACAGGAGAAGGUUGUGCUCUUCCUGUGUACGUUUAGUGACAUCACAGCAUUCAAACAACCAAUUGAAGAUGACUCCUCCAAAGGAUGGGGGAAGUUUGCUCGUCUGACUAGGGCUCUGACCAGCAGUAGAGGGGUCCUGCAACAACUGCAGCCCACUGUACAUAAAGGAGAGAGUGUACAUAAACACUCGCGCCUUGCAGAGGUUCUCCAGCUGGGCUCAGACAUCCUGCCCCAGUACAAACAAGAGACGCCCAAGACCCCUCCUCACAUCAUCCUGCACUACUGUGCCUUUAAGACAACAUGGGACUGGGUCAUCCUCAUUCUCACCUUCUACACCGCCAUCAUGGUCCCAUACAAUGUCUCGUUCAAAACCAAGCAGAACAAUGUCACCUGGCUGGUUGUGGACAGCAUUGUGGAUGUGAUCUUUUUGGUAGAUAUUGUACUGAAUUUCCACACCACGUUCGUGGGCCCAGCCGGCGAAGUGAUAUCAGACCCGAAACUGAUUCGCAUGAAUUACUUGAAAACCUGGUUUGUGAUUGACCUGUUGUCCUGUCUGCCUUAUGAUGUCAUCAACGCCUUUGAGAACGUGGACGAGGGUAUCAGUAGCUUGUUUAGUUCGCUGAAGGUGGUUCGGUUGUUGCGUCUUGGCCGGGUGGCUCGCAAACUAGAUCACUACAUUGAAUAUGGUGCGGCUGUUUUGGUUCUGCUAGUUUGCGUGUUUGGGCUGGCGGCCCAUUGGCUGGCCUGCAUCUGGUACAGUAUUGGAGACUAUGAGGUGAUUGACGAGGAUCGUAACACAGUACGUACGGACAGCUGGCUUUAUAUGCUGGGUGAGACCAUGGGGUCACCCUAUCGCUUCAACGCCAGCGGAAGGGGAAGAUGGGAAGGCGGACCUACAAAAGAUUCUGUCUACAUUACGUCUCUGUACUUCACCAUGACCAGCCUGACCAGUAUUGGCUUUGGAAACAUCGCUCCAACCACAGAUUGGGAGAAGAUCUUCGCUGUGGCCAUGAUGAUGAUUGGAUCUCUCCUCUACGCCACCAUCUUCGGUAACGUGACAACUAUCUUCCAGCAGAUGUAUGCUAACACAAACCGCUAUCAUGAGAUGCUGAACAGUGUGCGGGACUUUCUCAAGCUGUACCAGGUGCCCAAAGGCCUGAGCGAGAGAGUUAUGGAUUACAUCGCCUCCACGUGGUCCAUGUCCCACGGUAUUGACACUGAAAAGGUUUUACAGAUCUGUCCUAAAGACAUGCGUGCUGAUAUAUGCGUGCACCUUAACAGGAAGGUUUUCAAGGAACAUCCUGCUUUCCGUUUGGCCAGUGACGGCUGUUUGCGGGCUUUAGCCAUGGAGUUCCAGACCAUCCACUGCGCUCCAGGAGAUCUUAUCUACCAUGCGGGCGAGAGCGUGGACAGCCUCUGUUUUGUGGUGUCAGGGUCACUGGAGGUCAUCCAAGAUGACGAGGUGGUCGCCAUUCUGGGUAAAGGUGAUGUGUUUGGGGACGUGUUCUGGAAGGAGGUGACUCUAGCUCAGGCGUGUGCUAAUGUGAGAGCGCUAACAUACUGUGACCUGCAUGUGAUCAAACGGGACGCGCUUCAGAAAGUCUUAGAAUUCUACACCGCCUUCUCCAACCACUUUUCACGAAACCUCCUGCUAACGUACAACCUGCGCAAACGGCUUGUGUUCAGAAAGAUCAGUGAUGUGAAGCGUGAGGAAGAGGAGAGGCUGAGGAGGAAGAAUGAGGCCCCGCUGAACCUCCCCCCUGAUCAUCCCGUCCGCCGUCUGUUCCAGCGAUUCCGGCAGCAGAAGGAAGCCCGUCUCGCCGCUGGGCAUCCCAAUACCGAUGACCCUGAUCUCGAGAAGGGCCAAAUCCACCAUGAAUUCAUCAGCCAAGAUGUAGUCGCCACCACAAGCAUCGUCACAGUAACAGAAAGCCCGGCCACACCUAUCCCGUCCCACCCGAGCAAAUACCGUACCCUGGGUCCAUUUGACCAGGCUAAGCUUAGCGCCCCUGCCCCAAAUGUUCCUCGGACAUCAGAGCCACGCACACGAGGAUGGGCGAGGUUUAGGGAGAGCAUGGCAAAGCCAGAAAGCUGGGGAAACGUUCCUAAAGCGGAAUCAAUGGAGACUCUGCCAGAUCGAAGCGGCUCCAGAAAGAUUUCGGAGCCCAGCGGACUGAAGAAGACCGAUUCCUGUGACAGUGGCAUCACCAAAAGCGACCUCCGGCUGGACGAAGGUGGCACCCGCACCCCUGUAGACCGAAGCCCGGUCCAGCCCGACGGAAAAUCUACCCCAAUCCCACCAAUUCCCGAACACACACUGCACGCCUCACUCCUGGAACUCCGUACUGAACUUAAAGAGGAGCUGUCCGCACUCGGUAACCGAAUGGUUGCUUUGGAGACACAGGUCGCUGAGGUGUUGAGGUUGCUAAGGAGCAGAAAGACUCCGACCUCUCCCAUGUCACUCUUCCAGAUCUCACGGCCGACAUCGCCAGACACAGACAAGGAGGACAUUUUCCCUUAAAGAAAAUGAGGUAAGCAUCUUUCAUCUUGAAAGGGAAACGACUGAGAGACUUUUCUCUGAGAAAGGAUAAAAAAAAUGAACUUAUUGUGCCAGCAAAAAGCAUGACAGACACUCUGAGAGAGUGUGUGUGAGAAAGAAUGAGUGAGGGAAAGGAUGAAAUAAGACACUGGAACGAAGAAGAGGAUGUCUUAUCCCAUGGCAGAGCAUCUGCGAUACCAAAGUGAUGUUGUGUUAGUUGUCACCAAGACACUCUUUGUGUCGAACUGCUCCCUGUUUUCGUCCUGCGAGGCUGACAGGCAGUGAGAGCUCUUGCCGCAGGGCCCACUCUGACUGAUGGUUGUCAUGGCAAUGCACCGUCCCCAACUGCAAGUGCGGGCCCUUCAAGAUCCCACUCAUGUAGCAAGUCUUCCCCUCUCUCCUUCACUCUCACACACAUCGCUGUUUGUGCUCUGCAGUCUUUCCGGUAUAGGGAUCUACUGCGCUCCUCCCCGCCGAACAUGAGCCUUUAUCAGGAAUCACAGAGCUAAGCGUCUUACCCAAAUACAUGGUCAUGGUGGUGUGGAGAUAAGUUGCUCGACAAAAGACUGGAGAAGCUAUGGAACUAUGGAAACCCCAGGCAGCUUUGGUGAAUUACUUCAGACAAAUGUGUUUGUACAAUGACAAAUCACUACUAUCCCAAGAGCUGUACAUGUUACUGGAGAAACUAAUGAGCUCUACAGGGGUUUUGAAGUGUAACGGCUGUUAAGGCCCUUUGCCAUGACUUGCGUCAAUGCACAUCUCAACAGAAUUUAAAAUAAAAUCAACCAACAAUGGUAUUGUACAGUUUUAGGAAUGCACAAUAUAUCGAAAUUAUAUCGGUUUACAGAUUUAUUGGAUAUAUAUCAGCCAGUAUUGAAUAUUUAAUAGUAUAGUACAUGCUCAUUUCCGCUAUAUUUGCAUUUAGGCUCACUGAUAGUUAAUUUUUAAAAACAAUAAUUUAACAAGACUGUUAAAUUAUCUUAAAUUAUGUGUAGCAAAUUUCGAAAUUAAUAUCUAUUUUUUCAUACUGUACAUUAUACAUUGUUGGGAUACCUAAUUUUUUUUUAUAUUUGUACAUCCCUAUAUAUUUUUUCCCCUUAAAUUACACAAAAAAUAUUCUGAGGCUGGUCUAAAGUGCAAAUAAACAACUGAAAAAAUCAGGAUUUUCUUUACUAGUCACCAUAUCAAGUGUUACGAUUUCUAUCAUUUAUAUUCUACAAGUGGUCCGUCUCCUCUCCCUCAUACAUCUAUGAAUAUGUCUUUGACAUUGUGUUAACUGGUUAUAAUUUUGAGCGUUGUGUUAUAGCGUAUGGCCUGCAGACAAUGUGCAUUGGAGGUAACGCUGCAGCAUGAUGUUUAAUUGGUAGAUGUUGAUGCAAGUCAUGUGAAAGGAUCUUCUCCUCCUCUGGUCUACAACAGGCAUCUUCAAACAAGUUCAUGAGUGACUUGUUGGAUUGCAGAGCCCAAGUUUUAUAAAAUAACAAUGGAAGAACUAGUGAAAUGAAAGCAUGUAAGUUGUUUCUUUAUCAACGACUGGGUCUUCCAGAAAGCACACAAACAUAUUACCAUGGGUGCACUAUUAUUAUUCAGAUAGCUAGAGCAUUGUAGCUUUGUUUUACAAAAUGAAUUGAUGGACGUAAUCAAUACACAUGAACACCACAGUACAUCAUAACACAGCUGUGAGGAACUUUCAGAAUUACAGCAAACAUCCAAACACAAAGAAACUCAGGAAUGAAGAGGGGUGAUGGUUUGAGAGAGCUCAUCCCGACCCCUUUCCUGGAUGUUUUUACAUAUUAAAUACUAAAACUGUGGCAUUAUUAUCUCACCAGUCCUGAUAUAAUGUCUGCACAAAUUCUCAUCUUUUCAUUGUUCAAUAGGAGAGACUGGGGCUUGUUGUCAACAGCGUAAUAUAUAUA
Molecule: messenger RNA, 4978 nt
Organism: Cyprinus carpio (common carp)
Lineage: Eukaryota; Metazoa; Chordata; Actinopteri; Cypriniformes; Cyprinidae
Product: voltage-gated delayed rectifier potassium channel KCNH1-like
Biological process (GO): potassium ion transmembrane transport; regulation of membrane potential
Cellular component (GO): membrane
Molecular function (GO): delayed rectifier potassium channel activity
Source: RefSeq, a predicted model, not a curated record